CUACGAUGUCAAAAAACCAAGGAAAGCAGAAGUAAAUUUUUGUCCUCCCUAUCCUGCUGGAGAGACCCAGGACAGUCUUGAAGGUGAAAGAUUGGCAUUGUUAUCUGAGGUCAAGAAGAGACAUAAUGAUAAAGUUGUCAGAGAAAAGAUGGCCAAGACCUUCGCAUACAGAAGGCAGGAGGUCGUUAGAAACAAGCCCAUGAUCGUGGAGUUCAAGAUCAGAUGGCCAGGACUGUUCACUGUGGCAGAGAUGGAAGCAGAAUUUGUGAGGAUCACUACUCGUCCUCUUGUCUCAAAGUUUCAUGCACAGCUUGACCAACACACUGCCCAGCUCUUCAAAGUGUUGAAGAAGAAAGGAGGCUCUGCAGGGAAUAAAAUCAGCAGGAUUUUGCUCCCAAUCAGACAGAAUGAAACCAUUGAAAAGAGGAGAGAGUGCAUCCUGAAGGCACUUUGUAUCUAUCUGAACGAAGACCCGAACAUCCUCUUCAAAGAAUACCUGGAUACUGAUGAUACUGCUGUACAGAGGGAGCUUGAGCAACUUACCCUUGGCAUCUACAGCGUCAAAGUCGAGGGAGGUGAUGCAACCACUCCACCAGCUGAUGUUGGAAUAGUGAUCGAGGGUGUUGAAGUUCUGCAUGACCUGGGAGAUGUCACCUCUGCAUGUGCACUCUUAAUGGGUGUGAUAUAUGCACUGAACCUCAGUUAUCCUAUGGAACUUAAAGCCUUCUUUGAAGUACUUCAGAAGUAUUUCCUUUAA
This is a messenger RNA of Brienomyrus brachyistius, 757 nucleotides long. RefSeq lists its product as uncharacterized. NCBI's taxonomy places the organism in Eukaryota, Metazoa, Chordata, Actinopteri, Osteoglossiformes, Mormyridae. The transcript has 4 exons. The record is from RefSeq and is a predicted model, not a curated record. The coding region runs from base 149 to 757 and encodes 202 amino acids.